UUGACUAACCUAUUUAUCUCAGAUAAUACAUACGAAAAUUACGUGAAAAACGGAAAAGAAGCACUAACUGAAGAAGUUGUUGAGGAGAACGCCGAAGACUUUAUACGUUACGAGACUUUUUAUAGCGGUUCUUGCGACGACUACGAAUUACCUUAUCUUUCGAAAAUUAAUUAUCCUGAUAACAAAACACCAAACAAGUACUAUAAAAGUGAUAAGAUCCUCGACAACAUGUCUGUCGUUCCAGGACGAAUUGUUCGAGGAUGUCUCGAUAUUUUUGCGCAUACAAUCACUUUGUUGCUGUUAAUCAUACAACUUGGACUAUUAGAUUACUACUACCUAACUUUUCUAAAAGAUAAGAUAUGGUACGCAUGGAUUGGUGCCGACGCACUCGUUGUUAUCAUUUUCAUAUGGCUAUUCAUUCUAGCAGUACGUUACAAUCAAGAACAUAUGGAAGAAGCAAGUUCAACUGAUGGAAAAGUGAAAUUCGCAUGGAUUGCCUGGUUCGCUUAUUCCAUUGUGCUCACCGGCAAAAUCAUUGCUUGUUUUCGAAUCUUUUAUAAUGAGCUACCUCCAACAAAGUCUGAUAAUAAUGAUAAAAUCUUUGAUGAUCAUUUGUUCCGUCUUGGAUUGUCGCUCAGUCUUCUGUUAUACGUAUUUCUCGUGGAAUCACAUCAUUACACAUCGCUAACCAGUAUUCGCCAACUUUAUAUCAUUUAUCUCACCACAGCGAUUUGUUUCGAUCUCAUUGAUACCAUUUACUUUCUCGACCUUCUCUGGCAAUCAUUCAAAAAUGAUUGGAACCUACCACUAUGGACUGAUAUAACAAUCAUAUCAUUAGUGGGUGUCAAUAUUAUACUUCCGACAUUUUCAUUACUGCGACUUCGUUUCGAAAGAUAUCCACGGAUCUCCUAUUUCAGCGAUAAAAUGCUUGCUUUGGUCUACGUAUUAAUCGUGAAUGGACCUUAUCUGGGAAUUCGCAUUUACCUAUAUGUUUUCCUCGAAAUUCAACAACGCGGUAAAGCAUAUAAUACAGAUUUAUUGGUACUGAAAAAUAUCGCAAUGAUCUAUUUAGCGACAAAAGAAGUCUGGAAUCGUAUACAAUACUGGCGUCAACGAAAAAAUAUUGGUGGAUCGAAUGGUCAUCUAACAGCAGCAAUAGAUUCAAAUGAAGAAUAA
This is a messenger RNA of Dracunculus medinensis (Guinea worm), 1176 nucleotides long. The record is from the annotation of a GenBank genome assembly. NCBI's taxonomy places the organism in Eukaryota, Metazoa, Nematoda, Chromadorea, Rhabditida, Dracunculidae.